Molecule: messenger RNA, 327 nt
Organism: Chlorella variabilis
Lineage: Eukaryota; Viridiplantae; Chlorophyta; Trebouxiophyceae; Chlorellales; Chlorellaceae
Exons: 5
Coding region: 1-327 (108 amino acids)
Molecular function (GO): protein binding
Source: RefSeq, a predicted model, not a curated record
AUGGUGCGCAGUAGGAGCAUGUAUGUGCGGGUGAAGCGUGAGAAGCUGACUGUGUUCAUGCACGUGGACCCGACGGACAGCGUUGCAGUCCUGAAGGGCAAGCUUCAGGAGCUGCUUCAAAAGCCCGCGGAAGACCAGCGGCUUUACAAAGACGGCGUGUUGUUAGAGGACAACAAGAGCUUGGUGGAGCUCCAGGUGGAGUGUGACGAUGAGCUGGCGGUGGCAUACCUGACGCCAACAGAUGGCAUGCGGCAUGCAGGAAAUCACUUUGAGGCUGUGGCCGUGGAGCGGUUUGAUGCGGGUGUGCCCAAGGAUGAGGAAGUGUGA